AUUUGUUGAACUAAAAUGCUAAAAAUGUCUUGUUAUGGUCCCGUUUUAAAUUUUCCCGGGUCGAUAACAACGCCAUCUAGCGGUAAAAUUUGAAACGUCCAAUUGGAAACACAAUAAAAAAGUAAACAAACAAAAAUGUUAUGGCGAUUUCCCAUUUUUAAAAGUUAAGAAGAUUUUAAAUUGACGGCCAUUCAAUGGAAAAUGCAUUGACCAACGAACUGGGUGAAUUUGUAACGUGUGGCGUUUGCACGUCUGAAUUUGAUGCCGAAAAAAGGAAACCGAAAUUUCUGCAAUGUGCACACACAGUUUGCCUUCUCUGUUUGGAGAAAACAUGUCAUGAUGAGACCAUUAUCUGUCCUUUCUGCUGUAAAACUUCAACACAAUUGAAUGUCCAUAAUCUACCCAACAAUGGUUAUGUUCUCCACAUGCUCAACAUGCUAAAAUUGGAGGGAGAAAAACUCGCACCAGCUACACCUGUUGCCGCCCUGCAGGGACCUACUUGGUGCUUAACAUGUGGAACUCUGAGAAAAACUACAUGUGCAGCACCUGAACAUUCUUCAGUCAACCUUACACGUUCCACUUUAAAGAAUAUAGAAGCCUUAGUUCACCUCAAGGAAGAUUUGCAGGAAGCCAAACUUGAAGUUGCUAGCGACUUGGCCUUGUCCAUUAAAAAACGAAAGAAAUUCAAGAAAUAUUUAAAUCUGCUAAUCAAAGAAUUCACAACUGCAAUAGAAGAAAUUGAUGAACUUCAAGAUGAAAAUGAUUCUAUUAUGUGGCAAACGACUGUAGAAUUGAAUGAGGCUCGUCAAGCCACAGCUUCGCCACACAUAUCGGACGACAAUUUCUUGUCAAAUUUAUCCUCCCUGUUGGACGAUUUAAAUCCCAAAGACAUGCCGGUGAUGGACGCACUCAAAUUCAAGUUAGACAAGUCAUUCGAAAUCUUUGAGAAAAGUUUCCACGAAACGGUUACCACAGCUUCCUACCACGAACUGCGGAAGAAAUUAAGAAUUCAAAUCAGUUUGUUUGACAAAGAAGAUCGUCCGAUUCCUUUGACGUGUCCUUUGCUCGAAGAAGGGUUCUCGUUGGAUAAAACAAGUGCAUUAGACGAUUCCAUCCAGCAAGAUUUGAACUUACUCUCUUGUCUCAUGUUUUCUUCAUUGCGAAGACAAAAUAUUCCGUUGACGACUACCGUUUCAUCUGUCACAGAUCCUGUUCCUUCUAUUUCCCAGGAUCCCAAUCCUAUCGUGUACUCAGAAGACGAUAGAAGCCAAGAAAAAGUGCCUUCCGUUCUUGAAUCGAACGAUCGUACAGUUUCGCCUGAAAUCAGUUUACCUUUUAAUCUGCCCGUCAACAACAAAUUCAUCCCUGGUCAGUCCAUUUUCAUUCUGAGACUGUGGCAAUCUGGUAUUCUGAAUGGCGCAAUCUAUAUUCGCCCCGAGCCUACAUUUCAUCCGGUAUUUACACAAAGUUUGGGCGAAUUUUGUUUCCAGUUUCCGAAAAUCUUUUUCUCAUCCGCCAUGAAGGUCCUCCCCGAAGAGUUGAUCUUAUUCCCAAUGGUUCAUCCCAUGUUCCAGCCUUUCUUGCCAGCCAUGAUAUCCAACUUUAAUCGCCAGGUGUCGAGGUGUACCAUCUCUGGGAUUGACGAUGUUGGAGUGAACAAAUUUAUCGUUUCAGCCUGUCACAACAGAAUAAUCGGUUGGAAUUUCGUCUUUCCUUUGAGUAAUAACAUGUGCUCCAUUCAGCACGCCACACUGCAACCAAUAGCACCAGUCGCCGAGCUUUUUGGUCGCGUCAUCCAUCGCCAAAUGUCAAAAUCAAUGGUCGAGCUGAGCAGAGCCCAAGCCAGUGACUAUACAUUGACUCUUGAAUCGAGAUAAUUAUUAAUAAGGCAAUAGUUUUUUGUUCUUUUUAACGUUGUCCAGAUAUAAAAUAACCGCCUUAUUAAUAGUCUUAAUUCGUUCAUUAUGAAAUAGCCCGUGAAGUAAUUUGAGCGCACUUUCUAAUGCUUGAUAAAAACAGAAUAAACUUUUGUAUUGUCCACUAAAGAUAAUUUCCCGGUCGGUGGACGAGAACUAUUUUUCCAUUCCGAUUUGAACAGAUUCCUGGAUUAAAACGGUCGUCCGAUUUUCAAGAAUAACUGGCGUCGAUUUCUUUGUAGUUUCCUUCGUGUUCUAGUGUAACUUUGCACAGUAUAUAAAAUGGCAAGUCUGGUACGAUGACAAGUUCUGACACUAUUUGGAGCAGAAGAACUUCACGAAAUAUGAAGUCGAAAAUGGCUACGUCGAGUGUCGAAACAUUGGAAGAACUUGUCACUUGUAACAUUUGCUCAAACCAAUAUGAUGAGGAAAUUAGGAAACCAAAGUUUCUUCAGUGUAGCCACACCAUUUGUCUUGAGUGCUUUGAAGCUGCACGUCAAGAAAACACUGUUACAUGCCCUUAUUGUCGAAAACGCACGUUAAAAGACAAUGGUGAUGAUGAAGAGUGGGUUCUUCCCAACAACCAGUAUGCGUUAGAAAUGCUCAGAUUGAAAAGAAGUGGAUUGGAUUCCAUGUCAUCGACUGUAGAAUUGAGGGAGCCAGCAGAAGAAGAUGUUGAUGAAGAUGCGAUGAUGGAGGUGGUGGCUGAAUGCUUCAUGGUUGCAUUUGCGCAGGCUGUGAGUAGUAGGGAGAUGGAAGAGGAAACCUUGAACGAAGCCUAUUACCAGAGCUUAUUGGAUGAUCAUCAAGAACCAGAGGUUACGGUAGCAGAGCCCCCUGCCAUCCCAUACAUAGAGCCAGCAGGAGAGGAAGAAGAGGAGGAACAACUGAUGUUGGCGCUGGCCCUUAGUUGUACAGAGAUGUAAGAGCAAUUCUUAAAUGAAGUCACGAACCAGACUGUCUUAUUGGACCAGCAGCUAGAACAGUUACAGCAGUUACAGUAACAGUUACAGCACCCGCUGCCAUCAUAUGCACCACCGUGCCUUAUUCAACUAUAGUGCCGAGAGAGACGCUAUUAUACCAAUUGUUUUACUACUCUGAGUGGGUUUUUUAAUUGGGACAUCCUAAUCGAAUUCGAAACAACUCUUACCAAAAAAAUCAAUAUAAGAUUUUAAAGCUCUUUGAUAUAAAAUAAAACUUGGGUU
Messenger RNA from Daphnia pulicaria, 3121 nucleotides. RefSeq lists its product as uncharacterized. The transcript is spliced from 7 exons. Bases 195 to 1877 code for a protein of 560 amino acids. The record is from RefSeq and is a predicted model, not a curated record. Lineage: Eukaryota; Metazoa; Arthropoda; Branchiopoda; Diplostraca; Daphniidae.